Acaromyces ingoldii is the source of this 816-nucleotide messenger RNA. RefSeq lists its product as hypothetical. The record is from RefSeq and is a predicted model, not a curated record. Lineage: Eukaryota; Fungi; Basidiomycota; Exobasidiomycetes; Exobasidiales; Cryptobasidiaceae. The transcript is spliced from 2 exons. Bases 1 to 816 code for a protein of 271 amino acids.
AUGAUCUUCCACCACCCUCUUGCUCUUUUGCUCGUCAGUGUUGGCCUGGCUAGGGCCUUCAACGUCGACUUCACCGGCUCAACAUGCACACAGCUCAAAUAUUCACUAAGCAUCAUCAGCGGAGAGUUCAACUUGGGUGACCGAUUCAACGUCUAUGACAGCCAGAACCAGCUGGUCACAUACAUAAACCUAGUGGAUCACUUCUCUCUCACUCUCCUGACUGGGUCUUUCGUCGCAAACGUCGACUUCCCCGCGGCGGGCACCUACACCCUCACCGCGGGUAUCUACACAUACAGUGGGAAUCCCAUCAACUACAGCUCAGCGAAUGAUCCCGAUGUCGCCCAAGCUUCUCCCUACCUCACGUGCCCUGCGACUGCUACCCCGGUUGUGCCGGGAACCACCGCGCCCAGCACCAUAAUCACCACAAGCACUCCCGCCACCUCUUCCGUUCGUCCUACUCCCGUCACCUCUUCUUUCCAUCCUACUCCCGUUACUACCACAACAUCCUCCAGCUCCAGCUCGACUGGGACGACCACUACACCUGCUACUGCUCACAGCCCGACCGCCACCGGAAAACCCGUCUCGGCAGCGGCCAUUGGCGGCGGCGUAGGAGGCGGAGUAGUCGUGCUGGCUCUGAUCGCCCUCAUUGUGGCUUGCUGCCUCAGGCGAAGGAAGCAGCAGCAGGCGAACAACGCGAGCAUCGGCCUCGUCCAUGACCUCGGCUACGUCAAUGAGGCAUACCCUGUCGGGAUCGACGAGGAGGCUUCCACAACCAAAGGAUGGACUCUGAAAGAUGAGGAGCCGACCAGGGGUUGA